UACUCUUCAUCAGCAUGGUUACCUGGUAAUGAAUCAUUGUGGCAGGCCACAACCGUUCCAUCUAACCAGCGAAAUAACCAUAUCAGGAGACAUAGUAUAGCUUCUGACAGUGGUGACACUGGCAUUGGAACUUCCUGUUCUGACAGCGUGGAAGAUCAUUCAACUUCAAGUGGCACAUUAUCUUUUAAGCCUAGUCGAUCAUUGGUUACUCUUCCUACUGCCCAUGUCAUGCCGUCUAACUCCAGUGCUCCAGUUUCCAAACAUAGGGAAUUGUUGCCAUCAGAUGGCUCAAAAUGGAGUAUAAGCCUCAUGCAGACAUUGGGAAACCACAGUAGGGGGGAGCAGGACACUUCAUUAGACAUGAAGGACUUGCGGCCCCUCCGGAAAUGGUCAUCUUUAUCCAAACUCACUGUCACAGAUAACUGCAGCCAGGGUGGCAUCGUGCACACAGAAGAGUCAAGGAGAGGCUCGGAAAAAACAGGGAGAGACAGGGCUUUAACAUCACAAAUUAGGACAGUUGGACCUAGCUGUUUACAUGACAGCAUGGAGAUGCUUAAGCUAGAGGACAAGGAAAUAAAUAAAAAACGACCAUCAACUCUGGACAACAAAUAUAAAUUUGAGAGCUGUAGCAAAGAGGACUUCAGAGCUUCUUCUUCCACUCUUAGGAGACAGGCCUUAGACAUGACAUAUAGUGCCUUACCUGAAAGCAAGCCCAUUAUGACAAGCUCAGAGGCUUUUGAACCUCCGAAAUAUUUAAUGCUUGGUCAACAAGCAGUAGGUGGAGUUCCCAUUCAGCCUUCUGUGAGGACGCAGAUGUGGCUUACUGAACAGUUGCGGACAAACCCUUUGGAAGGUAGAACUACAGAGGACUCUUACAGUUUAGCUCCUUGGCAGCAGCAUCAAAUUGAAGAGUUUCGGCAGGAAAGUGAAACACCAAUGCAGGUUUUGACUGGAUCAUCUUGUCAGAGUUAUUCACCUCCUGGCUAUCAAGAUUUCAGUAAGUGGGAAUCAGUGCUGAAAAUAAAAGAAGGACUGCUAAGGCAGAAAGAAAUUGUAAUUGAUCGGCAGAAGCAACAAAUUACUCACCUGCAUGAAAGAAUAAGGGAUAAUGAAUUACGAGCACAACAUGCAAUGUUAGGACAUUAUGUAAAUUGUGAGGAUUCUUAUGUGGCUAGUUUGCAGCCACAAUAUGAGAACAGUUCCCUCCAGAGUCCAUUUUCAGACCAGUCAGCAUCCCAUGCCCAGCAAGAGGAACUUGAGCAAAAGCUGGCAUCUACUGAGAAAGAGGUUUUACAGCUCAAUCAGUGUCUGAAACAAAGAAUAAGCCAAUUUAGUGAAGAGAAGAAGAAACUGGAGGAAAAGGUAGGUAUUUUUAAUAAAGUUGAAUUAGGUCAAGGGCAUUUCUUCACCAUAUGA
Molecule: messenger RNA, 1416 nt
Organism: Hippopotamus amphibius kiboko
Lineage: Eukaryota; Metazoa; Chordata; Mammalia; Artiodactyla; Hippopotamidae
Gene: CEP85L
Product: centrosomal protein 85 like
Exons: 5
Coding region: 229-1416 (395 amino acids)
Cellular component (GO): centrosome
Source: RefSeq, a predicted model, not a curated record